This is a messenger RNA of Orussus abietinus, 5723 nucleotides long. RefSeq names its product zinc finger protein 600-like. NCBI's taxonomy places the organism in Eukaryota, Metazoa, Arthropoda, Insecta, Hymenoptera, Orussidae. The coding region runs from base 696 to 3842 and encodes 1048 amino acids. The transcript is spliced from 6 exons. Gene Ontology annotation, molecular function: zinc ion binding. The record is from RefSeq and is a predicted model, not a curated record. Gene Ontology annotation, cellular component: nucleus.
AUAAACAAAAUAAAGCCCUUUAUCUUCGGCUUAAUUUUAUUACGGAACUUAAUCUAACUUAAGCAGGGUAAGUCGCCGUAACGUAAACAGACAUGGUGACGCCGCGCGUGAUCCAUGAAAUCGGACGAACCGAAAACUAUUGGAUUAAGAGAAAAAGUGAAGCCUCGGCGGGAAUUAUCCUAUCUUUAAAUCUGUUAUCAGUUAGCAGCGAUGGCAGCGAUGGAGUUUUCUGCAAUUGUAAAUUUGUUCCGCAUCUACGCAAAAUCACAAAACUAAAAGCGCUCCGGCAUUUCGGAGGAACUGUUUCUAAAAUUUCGCUUCGUAACCGAGAGAAAAUGAUUGUCUACGUCCGUGUGAAUUCAUCGCCUUUAUGUUCAAUUACAGAAUAUAAGAAUUAACGUCUAACACUUAACCUCUGAGUCAGGAAGAUGAAAUGUCUUUUACGUCGUUUAAGGCGAGUACCGAAGUUUUACUGUUUAUUUUGCAGGGAAUUUCUUGUAAUCUUGAAAAAUGUGAUUUGAAAUAUUAACUUGACAUUUUACAGAGCGUCUUGUUAGUUCACAGUGGCCAAUGUAACAUUUUGUAAUGAAAGGUAUGCUUUGUAAUACCUGUAGCAUCUGUCAGUAUUCUCAAGACUGUCACAUUGUGUACAAAAGACGGGAAAUGUUGAUUUAAUUAAAUACAUACGCCACAACAUGGUGCGUACUUUCAACUUCUCAGUGACAUGUAGGCUGUGUGCCAAAACGUACAGAGAGGAAAAGUUGAUAAAGAUAUUUAGCACUAGAGGAACCUCGCUUAAUCUUAAAGCAAGCAUCAAUGGUCAUCUUCCUAUAAAGGUUACCGAGAAGGACAACCUGCCUUUAAACAUUUGCAUCAUGUGCCUACGUAGAGUUAAUGCUACCAAUGAGUUCUUUGAUAUUGUAGUCACAUCGGAUAGAAUACUCAAUAAGUUUCUAAAAAAGAGGGAGGAUCAUAAGACUGUACCAUUAAUGAAAACCAGCAAUGUUGCUGCGAGAAAUAAUAAAAAGCAUUUAAAGAAUAAUGCUGAUUGUGAUACUCAUAAAAGUUCCAUAGAAAUAUUAAAUAAUGGUGAAAGUGAAGAGAUGAUUACACAAGAAUGCUAUGGGAACGGUGAUUCCGAGCAUGUUGAAAAUGUCAUUAAACUACCGGAUUGUAGCUCUAAGUUACAGAGCAAUUUUCAUGAGGAAACUGAGCAGAGGACUGGAUCUCCCUUAUUUAUAAAUGGCCAGAAAAGGAAAAUUAAUGACUAUUUUAAUCGUAAUGAACAAUUACAAGAAAGUAAGCUUUUGCAGCUUAUGACUAAAGAAGCCAUAUCAGCUGAAACAAAUGACAAAAAUGAAGCAGACGUAGCCACAAGUGAAUGUAGUACUUUAAAACCUUCCAAUGAUUGCAAUAUAUCAGAACAUAAAAAUAGUUCUUCAAUUUUAUAUGAACAUUCAGAGAUUAAAGAUGAACUGCAUGAAAAGAAUAUCGAGUGCAAUCCACAAAAUAAAGGCAUAAGUGCAGUUGAAUGUAGGAGUAAUUGUCCUGUUAUAGAAUCGUCAAGUUGUAAUAAUUUAAAUAGCAUUCUUUGUAAUACCUCGGUAGGUCAAACAUUUGGAGUACAGUUACUGACUAACGGGAGUUCAAACAGAAGUAACUACAUAGUUCCUUGGAAAACAAGUAUUUUGAGCAAUGACUCCAGUGAUUCGUCUCUCCAAGAGAAUAGCAAUGUUGUUUUGUGUGUUGCAAAUAGCACUGCCUGUAAGAGUGCAUCGAAAAUCCCUAUAGAAGUUUUAAGGUGUUCUGAUUGCGAAGAAAGUGUUAAAAUCUUCUCAGCAGAGGAUAGAGUAUUGUUCUUUUCUUAUCUGAAACAACAUACAUGUAGUAAAGCAACAGGCAGCAAUAGGUCUUCUGAAUCUAAGAAUGAAACUAUCGAAACAUUUGCUGAAUAUAAAAUGAGGCACAUGAUGAAACCUCAAAAGAAAGAGUGUCGGAAUGAAAGGUUUCCAUUGCGACAUUCACCAAGAUCCUGGCCUGGAGGAGAUCUUCCAGCGGAUCCUGGACCAGAUCCAGUCUCUCAAGAAGAUAUAUUUGAAGACAAUGUCAGAUUAGAUGAUGAUUUUCAUUGGCCUAUGCCUAAAAGAAAUCGACAUUUGCACAGGUGCAAUUCUUGUGAAUUCAUCACAAUGAGUGUCCUUCGGUUAAAAUCACAUCAGAAGCUACAUAGAUUGGAAAGAAAGCAAGGGUUUUUUCAUACAAAGUGUGGACAAUGUCACAAAUCAUUUGAGACAAGUUCCGAAGUAAGGAAACACGAAAGGACUGCACAUGUAUUGCUUGGGGCAAAAAACUGUUUGUGUGAAUAUUGUGGCUUAAUGAAGCCUCAGAAAUCGUUAAGGGAACAUAUUUUAAAACAGCAUACCACUGAAUCAAUGGUAGACAUGCAUGAGUGCAAGAUCUGUGGGAAAUUAUUUAUUUCACCGAACAGUCUUUACUUGCACAAAAAGAUACAUGCAAUAGAGAGGCCUCAUCUUUGCGAUCUGUGUGGAAAAGCUUUCAAGCAACGCAUUGCUAUGCGUCGUCACUACAUGCUGCAUUUUCCACGUGCACCUCCUAAAUUCACGUGCAGCAUCUGUGAAAAGAGAGUUACUACCAGAGGUUCCCUACGUCUGCACAUGAUGAGACACACUGGAGAAAAACCACAAAAAUGUCCAGAGUGUCACAUGGUCAUGAGACAUGGCCUAAAGCAUCACAUGCGAUUACACUCUGACGAGGCUCCAUUUAAAUGCGUGGUAUGUGGAGGCGAUUUUAAACGUCGAGAUUAUAUUCGCAGACACAUGAGAAAACAUCUAAAUGAUAAUCAGCAUCGAACAUUCCUGUGUGCGACCUGUCGAUACACCUUCGAUGACAUCAAAAGCUUUCUAUUACAUCAUCGAGAUGUUCAUCACACAGAGAUUUUCACCCAAAUCAAGACGUACGAAUGUAAGAUUUGUAUGAUACAAUUUACCAAUUCACUGCAAUACAUGGAACAUGAGAGCGUUUGCAUCGAUCUGCAAAAAGAACCUUCAAAUAAAUUGUAUACCAAUUUAGAUCAGGAAAAGACGAAUAAUUUUCAUAAAACUAAUAUAAUAAGACACGUAGAAAAGUCCUGUGAAACGGUUGUCAUUAACGACAAUGUAAGUGAUGUCCAUAGUACUCAAGAGAUAUCUGGGAAUUAUAAUUCUCGUUCAUGCUCCGAUGAUUUGUGCAAUAUCAUUAAUCCUUCGAACGAUGGUUGUACUGCGUAUGUGGAGUCUUGUAGUACCCUAGGCCAUGCGAUUAGCAGGAAUUCAAAUCUUAAUAGAUCUCAAAUAAGUUGCAAUGUACCAGAUUGUACAAGCAUAGCAUAUACUAGCGCAGCGCGUGAUAAUUGUUCCGAUAAGAUAAUCGAUCCACAGAAGCCUGUAACACGUCAAGAUUUAGAUACCCAAAAGAAUCCGCCAUAUUAUUUUGAUUCAAAAUACGAGGAAAGUGGCGAAGCAGUCCAAGAUCUCCGCAGAGCGAGGAAAAACAAAGAUUUUCUUCUGCGAAACAAUGAACAGAUCAACGUAGCUCUUACCGAGCAAGUGGAAGGUCUCGAAAGAGAAUAUACUUACAUGAAUACGAGGCAGGACAUGCAAGCCAAGGAUAUAAUCCUGAUCGAUGAGACUAUUGCUGAAGAUAACGUCCACAGUUACGACAUUCAUCAGGUCCAACAUUACGAAAACAUCUCACCUGGUCGACAGAUGCAGUCUCAACUUUGUUUGCCACAUCCUGGAAACGUUUCCUAUACGAGGGAACCGUUGUCCUGGAAGCAGCUUUGAAAUUAAGAUAUACAACUGGAUGUAACCGAUCAUUCUUACGUUUCGUCCAUCCCGUAUGUGUGUAUAUAUAUAUAUAUAUAUAUAUGCAAAGAGAUUCCGAAAAGGUUAAGUGACCCUACGAAGGAUUUAAGAAUGUUCGUAAUCGUCGCCGAGGGAUUCGAAUUUCGCGGCUCGGCGCCCGGUCGGUACCAGCCACGGGUGGCUCCCUUCGGUGGCGAGCGAACGAAGCUUCGGGAGCGCCACCCCGCGAGCGGCCGCAAGGAUCGCUCGCGCUCGUCCUGGCAGGAGUGUCGGAUGCGCGAGUUCAAAAUUGGCGCAGACUCCGUCGAAAAGGAGGUGGGCGGCCGAGCGAUCGAAAGCCUGGCUCUCCCCAGUUGUAGCGCCGACUCGGCACGAAGUUGCGUAGUUUAAAGGCACACACUGUAUAAUAUAGACGCACGUUUCCAUUAAAAAAGAAUACCUAACUAGAGUUUGUAGGAAGUUUAAGAUACGGUAACCGCGAGUCAAUCCACACACACAUACACAGAACCCGAGAAUAAUGUCACGCCAGCGAGCUGCAUGGAGAGAGAUCGUAUUCAUAUAUAUUUUUCAAUUAUUUUCAUGUAAGUCCGACGACGGGGAGGCUCUCGGGGGUACGUGCCGCAUGGAGACCGGUAAUUCGCCCUGAAUUUCGAGGAUGCCGGCAAACGCGGAAAACGUCCUUGCCGAAAAAAAAAAACCCUCCGCCUGUCCGCGGAGAGCAACAGAAGGAUGGCAACACGUAGCCUCAGCCGAGUGUCAGGAAACGUUCACAAGUGGUUGCCAAUAAUUGACCGUCGACCAAAAUCAAUCAAUGCCUUCUAACUGAAUGGGUGUUUUCGAGCUGCGGCUGCGGCGAUUCAAUGGGAAGAUUUUCAUCCGUUUUCGGGCUCCAAAUCCAACCCGGUGGCCCGUACCCCCGAUAGCCGUGACCUCGUAUUGUUGCUCCUCGGAACGGUCAGGGCCGGUGAGCAUCGCGCCGCGAUUCAAUAUUUCAUUGACGUCAUCGCCUAGCUCGUACUAUCCUGGUGCUCUCUUUGAGGUUCCGUGCUAUUUUUAUUUAUCCGCCGACCUGGGCGUACUUGCUCUUUAUUUUUCAUUUUUCUAGAUUAUCUGGAGUUUUUUAUUUUUAUUUUUUUUUCAUUAACUUUGUAGAGGUUAUUUUCGUUUUCAAACGUCCCUGAAGAAUUUUCUUCUGUUUUUCUUCGUUUUUAUUCGCUCCUCUUCCAUUUAUUUAAUUUGAUGUGUACUCUUCAGGGAUCCCGGCUCUCUGUUUUGGAGAUAAACUGGGUUGCAAUUUGAUUUUCCCUUUUUAUCUGUUUUUCCAUUUUUCUGCUUGGUUGCCCAGAAGGUUUUCAGUCAUGAUCUUCUUAAUUAAAUGGUCCAUAGGUUUGAUAGUCAUUUUGGAUUUACUGAAUUAUUAUCGAUACGGAUCAUGGCGCAGAUAUUAAUAAAACGUUUUAAUGGAUAUUGGAGUUUCUCUGGGGUUUCCGAAAUGUCGGUGCACGUUUCUGUGUUAAUGGACCUGCUAGAUGAAUUUCUCUCGUGCUGAUCCAAUUAGAGGCUGUUAGAUUCUAGCUCCGUUUUGGAAACUGAUAUAGAAAGGACUGCUUUCUUGAAGCUCGGUGCGUUCUUGAUAUCUGGAGCAGUGCAUAUAUACCGAUUGACACAGUAAGACCUAGUCGAGACAGGACGGUAAUUUAUUGAUUUAGACGAAACUCACUCAAAUGUACAUGCUCAACUUAUGCACCCAACAUUCCCCCGAUAUUUCCUCGUUUCGUUCCAUUCAUGCUCGUGUUUCCCGAGCUCUAUCUCUAAACCAACAGUCUUGUACACAUAAACGCAAAUAUUUGAUUCUCUGAA